AUGUCUUCUACUACUGGCAACAAAAGAACCUUCUCUAGUGACGAGGAGACAACGGAUGAAAAGUCUCAAUAUGAUUCAUCCACCGAGGAUAUACACCUUCCUCCCCAAUCUCCUUCUACAGCUCUGACGAGAUUUGGCGAUGUACACUUGCCAAUUGGACAAUCAAACAACCAGCAAUCCACUCUUUUUUACCUCUCCUUAAUUGAGGCAAGAUGUAAAGCACAAGCUUUGACCACCUUGAACUCUGGUCGUGGUCCCGAUGAUCAAUUGCCAGAGAAUCAUCCAGAUAUCCAACGUUUAGCUCAAGUGCUCUUUAGCGAUAUGGCGGGUGAGCUUCGCAGGUCAGGCGUACUCCCCAGAGCAGACGAGCUUGCAGGUCGGCAAUUUGCAACUCUACGCGAGGGCUAUCUCUCAACAUUCGAUUCUAUCCUCUCUCAAAGUGCAUUGCAGCGUGUACAGACUUCGACCUUUAGCCAAAACUCCAUCCUUCCAUUAACGUCUAAUUCGUCGAUCGGAAUGUCCUAUUUCGACCAGCCGCAAAAUCUCAAUCUUACAAUGAUCCCCAAGAACCCUUUCUCGUCAGCUGCUUUGACCGCAAAUCCUUUUCAAUAUAGGUCAAUUUACAACAGAGAAUGGGAGCAGAUUAGCUUGCUAGGCAAAGGAGGAUUUGGCGCAGUUUAUAAAGUGAAACACAGAGUUGAUGACCUAGAAUGCGCUAUCAAGAAGGUCAUCAUUACACCAGACCAGCUACGCAAGGUUGACACAGCGGCACUAUUGUCUGAGGUGAAAGCACUGGCUGAACACAAACACCCCAAUAUUGUCAACUACUAUGGCUGCUGGAUUGAGAUGGGAAAUGUAAUUGUUACAUCAACACGGCGUUUGAUGGAUGCUGAGGAUGAAUCAAGCUAUCUCUCAAUGUCUAUGAGUGAGGUGGAACAAUCAGAAGAUGAACUUGGAAUGCAGCAAGGCCCCACUUUCGGCAUGAAUGACUUGCGUUUGGACAUGGAGAAAGAACUUGAGAAAGACAACAGAAGACGGGGUAAAACUAGCAGCGACCAGGUGCUCACAAAUAGUGGUGAUGGUGGUGUCGUUUUUGAUGUUUCAAAUGCAACCGCGACAAGAUCCAGCGGGAAGUCGUCAGAGGAAAGCGAAGAUGAAGAGGAAGAAUAUGAAAGUAACAACAAUGGCAAUACCAUCACUCCACAGGACAAUAGAGCUCGGAUUUUAUACAUCCGAUUUACUGUAUAUCCUCUUACAUUGGAGGAAUAUAUCUCAACAGACACACCACAACCAGGUCACGAGUUUCCUAUCCGUCACUGCUUUCAUACACUUCCCACAAUUCGAAUACUAGGUGCUAUUCUCAAUGGAGUCCAAUAUCUUCACGCAAAACGCCUGAUCCAUAGAGAUCUGAAGCCCGCCAAUAUAUUCCUAUGCGCCAAGAAGGACCUGGAAGCAUUCGUUCCCUCGCACGACCUAAUAGAUGUCAGCAGAAGCGCCUGUCCAACGUGUACUGGGUCUGCUGAUCAAAACAAAGCUUAUAUUACGCCGUGCAUUGGCGAUCUUGGACUUGCAGUCAAACUUGCUGAAACUACGGCUACUCCUGCUGCUGGACUGUCUACAAGAGCUAUAGAGCUUAAUCCCUCAACACAGCUUUCUCGUCUCGGGUCAAAGCAAGCAGGCACAAAGCUUUAUAUGCCUCCAGGAAAGUCCACUGUUGUCUGUCCUAAAUUGGACGUUUAUGCCUUGGGAAUUAUAGCGUUUGAGCUAAUCACCCCCUUUACUACCCGCACCGAACGUCACAUUGUAUUGAAUAAUAUCAAAUGUGGUAAAUAUCCGGCAGGAUUUGAGAAUCAUGAGAUGGCAGAGGGAAUUAAAGGGAUGCUAGCUGAGAGGAGAUCUGAUAGGUGGGAUUGUGAAAUGGUUAGGAGAUGGAUUGAGGGGUUUGAAUAG
Molecule: messenger RNA, 1950 nt
Organism: Botrytis sinoallii
Lineage: Eukaryota; Fungi; Ascomycota; Leotiomycetes; Helotiales; Sclerotiniaceae
Exons: 2
Coding region: 1-1950 (649 amino acids)
Biological process (GO): protein phosphorylation
Molecular function (GO): protein kinase activity; ATP binding
Source: RefSeq, a predicted model, not a curated record